Messenger RNA from Neoarthrinium moseri, 570 nucleotides. RefSeq lists its product as uncharacterized. NCBI's taxonomy places the organism in Eukaryota, Fungi, Ascomycota, Sordariomycetes, Amphisphaeriales, Apiosporaceae. The record is from RefSeq and is a predicted model, not a curated record. Gene Ontology annotation, molecular function: hydrolase activity. The coding region runs from base 1 to 570 and encodes 189 amino acids. The transcript is spliced from 2 exons.
AUGAAACUCUACGCCAUUGGUGACCUUCAUGUGGGCCACUCGUUCAAUGCCGAGGCCCUGAAGCAACUCAGACCACAUCCUGAUGACGGGCUCAUCUUAUGCGGCGACAUUGGGGAGACCAAUGCGCACCUUGAGUUAGCUUUUGACGCUGCUACCAAGAACUUCAAAGAUGUUUGGUGGUGUCCGGGAAACCACGAGUUGUACACGAUGACAUUACACACCGAGUUGAGGGGCGAGGCGAAGUAUGCCGAGUGUGUCAGAAUCGCACGCAAGUACGGUGUAACGACGCCCGAAGACGAGUUUACCUUGUGGGAGGGUGAUGGUGAAGCGGUUAUUGUUGCCCCUAUCUUCACGCUCUAUGACUACAGCUUCCGUCCUCCUCACGUGAGCAAAGAGGGCGCCCUCGCGUGGGCUCAGGAAGCCGACACCGUUGCUACAGAUGAGUUUCUCUUGCAUCCAGAUCCCUUCCCAUCCCGUGAGGAAUGGUGUCACGCCCUGGUCGCCAAAGCAGAACAGAAGCUAGGAGAAGCUAACAACAAGGACCUGCCAAUGAUCAUUCUUUGCGGCUAG